CGACGCACGCAGUCGGAUUAAGAUGGCAGCGGCUGAGGGUCCCGCGGGCGACGCGGAGCCGUGGCAGUCCUGGCUGCCCAACCACGUCGUGUUCCUGCGGCUCCGCGAGGGGCUGAAGAGCCAGAGCCCCGGCGAGGCUGAGAAGCCGGCGUGCCCGUCGCCGUCCGCGCCGCCGCUGACGAGGAGCCUGGUCGUGGGGCUGGGCGGAGAGCUCUUCAUGUGGGACGGCGACGGCGGCUCGUUCCUGGUGGUGCGCCUGCGGGGCGGCGGCGCGGGCGAGGAGCCGUCCCUGUCCCAGUACCAGAGAUUGCUCUGCAUAAAUCCGCCCCUGUUUGAAGUCUACCAAGUCCUGUUAAGUCCAACGCAGCAUCACAUAGCGCUUGUGGGAACCAAAGGACUUACAGUGUUAGAGCUGCCUAAGAGAUGGGGGAAGAACUCUGAAUUUGAAGGCGGAAAAUCAACAGUGAACUGCAGUACCACGCCCAUCGCUGAGCGGUUUCUCACCAGCUCUCCGUCUCUGACGCUGAAGCACGCCGCCUGGUACCCCAGUGAGCUGCUGGACCCCCACAUCGUGCUCUUGACGUCAGACAAUGUGAUAAGGGUCUACUCUCUGCGCGAGCCUCAGACCCCCGCCAGUGUCAUCGUGCUUUCAGAGGCGGAGGAGGAAAGCCUGAUACUCAAUAAAGGGCGGGCGUAUUCAGCGUCCCUGGGGGAGACAGCCGUCGCAUUUGACUUCGGGCCGCUGUGCGCCGUCCCGAGGAGCGUGUUUGCACAGAAGGGCAAGGGCGAGGUCGUGGCGCACCCGCUGUACAUCCUGUGUGAGAAUGGGGAGACCUUUCUCACGUACGUCAGCCUGGUGCACAGCGCCGGGGGUGUGGGGAAGCUGCUGGGCCCACUGCCCAUGCACCCCGCAGCGGAAGAUAACUACGGCUACGACGCAUGCGCCAUCCUCUGCCUGCCCUGCGUCCCCAACAUCCUGGUGAUCGCCACCGAGUCUGGAGUGCUGUACCACUGCGUCGUGCUGGAGGGGGAGGAGGAGGACGACCAGACAUCAGAGAAGUCCUGGGACUCCAGGGCCGACCUCGUCCCGUCUCUGUACGUGUUCGAGUGCGUGGAGCUGGAGCUUGCCCUGACGCUCGCCGCCGGGGACGAUGACCCCUUCGAUUCUGACUUUUCUUGUCCCAUCAGACUGCACAGAGAUCCCAAGUGUCCCUCAAGAUACCACUGCACUCACGAGGCCGGCGUGCACAGUGUUGGGCUCACUUGGAUUCAUAAACUUCACAAAUUUCUUGGGUCAGACGAGGAGGACAAGGACAGCUUGCAGGAGCUGGCUGCCGAGCAGAAGUGCUUCGUGGAACACAUCCUCUGCACCAAGCCGCUGCCCUGCAGGCAGCCGGCGCCCAUCCGAGGGUUCUGGAUCGUGCCUGACAUCCUGGGGCCCACGAUGGUCUGCGUCACCAGCAGCUACGAGUGCCUCAUCCGGCCCUUGCUAAGCACCGUCCACCCGGCGUCUCCGCCCCUGCUCUGCACCCGAGAAGAUGAGGCCGCGGCCGAGUCUCCUCUCCGCAUCCUGACCGAGAGCCCGGACUCCUUCGAGAAGCACAUCAGAAGCAUUUUGCAACGGAGCGUUGCGAAUCCCGCCUUUUUGAAGUGGUCGGACAAGGCUGUGGCGCCGCCCCCCGAGGAGUGCCUGCAGCUGCUGAGCCGCGCCACGCAGGUGUUCCGGGAGCAAUACGUGCUGAAGCAGGACCUGGCCAAGGAGGAGAUCCAGCGCAGGGUCCGGCUGCUGUGCGACCAGAAGCAGAAGCAGCUGGAGGACCUCAGCCACUGCCACGAGGAGAGGAAGAACCUGCGGGAGAUGGCAGAGCGCCUGGCCGACAAGUACGAGGAGGCCAAGGAGAAGCAGGAGGACCUCAUGAACAGGAUGAAGACGGUGCUGCACCGCGUCCACGCGCAACUGCCGGUGCUGUCCGACCGCGAGCGCGACAUGCGGCGGGAGCUGCAGCGCAUCCCCGAGCAGCUGCGCCACCUGGGCCGCGCCAUCAAGCAGGUGACCAUGAAGAAGGACUACCAGCAGCGCAAGAUGGCGCGCGCUCUGAGCCCGCAGAAGCCCGCCAUGGCCCUCAGCGCCUACCAGCGCAGCUGCAUCCAGUCGGUGCUGAAGGAGGAGGGCGAGCACAUCCGGGAGAUGGUGAAGCAGAUCAACGCCAUCCGCAGCCACGUGAACUUCUGAGCCGCGGCGGGUCCCCACGGGCAGACGUGGCCACGGCUCCCACGGGGGC
Molecule: messenger RNA, 2282 nt
Organism: Lontra canadensis (Northern American river otter)
Lineage: Eukaryota; Metazoa; Chordata; Mammalia; Carnivora; Mustelidae
Gene: NUP88
Product: nucleoporin 88
Exons: 17
Coding region: 23-2233 (736 amino acids)
Biological process (GO): mRNA export from nucleus; ribosomal large subunit export from nucleus; ribosomal small subunit export from nucleus
Cellular component (GO): nuclear pore
Molecular function (GO): structural constituent of nuclear pore
Source: RefSeq, a predicted model, not a curated record